UGCUGAGGUGGCCUGGUCAGUGUGGCUUGAGUCGCUGCUCCCAGCUUCCAAUGAGCUUGCAAUCGCGUUCGUGUCCUUUCGACCUCCUGGAAUCCGAGCAACUGAAGGAAAAAAGCCGAACGCAGUUGAAGCUGUCUUUCUCCCUUUCUCCCCCGAGCAAUAAAUCAAACAAUCCCUCGCCAUCACGACACGAGACGACACGAACACGAAUCUCGGCGACAAAUCCCCACCCGACGACAAACCAGGGCAUUCGACCUACACUCGCUUGACCUUGCCGAUUCCCCAAAUCGCAGCUGUCACUGGCAGCUUGGAGCUUCAAUCGGUCUGAAGCUGGCCUGCCAUCCCAUCGUCAAUUCGCGAUUGAUCGAACCCGCGCCGCGACAACCAAAACCGCAGCGAUGCUCAACCUUUUCCGCAUCACCGGGGACUUGUCCCACCUUGCCAGUAUCGGCAUCCUCCUCCACAAGAUGGUGCAGAUGAAUAGCUGCUCUGGUAUCUCGUUCAAGUCACAAGCCCUCUACUUCCUGGUCUACAUCACCAGAUAUCUUGAUCUCUUCUCGACCUCAAGUCUCUGGAACCUCGUCUUCAAGAUCCUCUUCAUUACCUCUCAAGGCUACAUCGUCUACCUCAUGACAACGGCAUACAAGCCGACCAACGAUCCUAACCAGGACACCUUCCGCGUCCAGUACCUCCUCGGUGGAGCUGCCGUUCUGGCCAUCCUCUUCCCGUACUACUACACUUUCUGGGAGAUUCUCUGGGCCUUCUCCAUCUGGCUCGAGGCCGUCGCCAUUCUGCCGCAGCUGUUCAUGCUCCAGCGCACCGGUGAGGCCGAGACCAUCACCACUCACUACCUCUUCGCCCUGGGCAUCUACCGUGCCCUGUACAUCCCCAACUGGAUCUACCGCUACUUCACCGAGGUCAACCAUAAAGUUGACUGGAUCGCCAUCACCGCGGGAAUCGUCCAGACUAUUCUCUACAGCGACUUCUUCUGGAUCUACUACACCAAGGUGAUGAAGGGCAAGAAGUUCAAGCUGCCCGUCUAAAAGUCGCUCCCUCCCCUUCCAGAAGGUUGCGUGCGGUUCUUCGACCUGGCAACACCUUGCCAGGGAACGGGCUUCACGGAAUAAGGAGUCCUGGCCGUUUGUGUAGUAGCGACGGGCUACGAGCAGACGCCAAAGUCAACGGCGGGCCCAUGACCUUGCCGCCACUGGGAUAUUUCUGUCUCUUUUUUCCUUUUCUCCCUGUUCAACAUCUUUCUCUCUCAAUACACUGUGGUGCAUUGGGGAAAUCUCAAGCACACAUCACAACAAGACGUUAGCCGUAGUUUGGCAGAUUUCAGGAUGUCCUCCGCCAGGAUGGAUGGAUGCAUGGCUGGCGUUGGGAGAUACAUGAUUAGUUUUACAUGGGCGAAAAGGUUGGCCAGUCAGCCACGUGCGAGAGUGUUGGUGGGCUUGGAACUGCUGACGAGAGAGUGCCCGUAAAUGGGCGCGAUCGAAAAGGAAAAGAAAGAUGACCGGGGACACCAACCGGUAUAUAGAUGGUCAAUGUGAAGAAUGUUUCCGA
Molecule: messenger RNA, 1563 nt
Organism: Colletotrichum destructivum
Lineage: Eukaryota; Fungi; Ascomycota; Sordariomycetes; Glomerellales; Glomerellaceae
Product: Putative ER lumen protein retaining receptor
Exons: 4
Coding region: 399-1043 (214 amino acids)
Biological process (GO): endoplasmic reticulum to Golgi vesicle-mediated transport; protein retention in ER lumen
Cellular component (GO): membrane; endoplasmic reticulum; cis-Golgi network
Molecular function (GO): ER lumen protein retrieval receptor activity
Source: RefSeq, a predicted model, not a curated record